UCCCUCCCACACAGAGCUUGCUUAUAGAAUCAUAGCUAUUAUGCCUUCUAUAGACGUUUCCGAUUAUGUGCUGGAGGCUCCGAAGAAGGAGAAGAAGAUGAAAAAGUCGAAAAAGGAGUCCAUAACCGACUCUCCGAUUAGUGAGAAGAAGAGCAGUAGCAAGAAAGAGUCAAAGCUGAAGAAGCGGAAAGCGCUGGAUAUGGAGGCCGACGACGAAGACAGGAGCGACACCAGCUCCGAGCUCGGCGAGCCUGUCAAUUUGAAGCCCAACGGCGAUUCUUCGGUGGAGAAGAGCAAGAAGAAAUCGAAGAAGGCCAAGGUGGAGGAGGAGGAAGAGGAAGAGGAGAAGGUUGAGGUGAAGAAGGAUGAUCCUAAUGCUGUAACCAAGUUUCGGAUUUCGGCGCCGUUGAGGGCUAAGCUGAAGGAGAAGGGGAUCGAGGCCUUGUUUACGAUUCAGGCCAUGACGUUCGACACCAUUUUGGACGGGGCGGACUUGGUGGGCCGGGCUCGCACCGGUCAGGGUAAAACUCUGGCUUUUGUGUUGCCUAUAUUGGAGUCGUUAACAAAUGGUUCUGCUAAAGAAUUUCGAAAGACUGGAUACGGCAGAGCACCGACUGUUAUUGUUCUUUUACCCACCAGGGAGUUGGCCAAGCAGGUGUUUGCGGACUUUGAAUUUUAUGGUGGUGCUGUGGGGUUAGCAUCGUGUUGUGUAUAUGGUGGAUCUCCUUACGCAGCUCAAGAAUAUAAGUUGAAGAGAGGGGUUGAUGUCAUUGUGGGAACACCUGGUCGUAUCAAGGAUCAUAUUGAGAGGGGGAAUAUAGACUUGAGCACUUUGAAGUUUCGGGUCCUUGAUGAAGCUGAUGAAAUGCUGAGGAUGGGUUUCGUUGAUGACGUUGAACAAAUUCUAGGCAAGGUCAAAGAUGUAACUAAAGUUCAAACGCUUCUCUUCAGUGCAACCUUACCCUCUUGGGUGCAAAAUAUUUCCAAAAGGUUUCUUAAAUCAGAUAAGAAAACUGCAGAUCUGGUUGGUAAUGAAAAGAUGAAGGCCAGCGUCAAUGUUAGGCAUAUUGUUCUUCCUUGCUCUAGUUCAGCUAGAGUAGACGUUAUUCCUGACAUCAUUCGUUGUUAUAGCAGUGGAGGUCGCACUAUUAUUUUCACUGAGACAAAGGAUUGUGCUUCUGAGCUUUCUGAGAGGUUGCAUGGAGCAAGACCUUUGCAUGGGGACAUACAGCAAGGUCAGCGGGAGGUCACACUUGCAGGUUUCAGGUCUGGCAAAUUCUCGACAUUAGUAGCCACAAAUGUGGCAGCUCGUGGACUGGAUAUCAAUGAUGUUCAAUUAAUUAUUCAGUGUGAACCUCCACGUGAUGUAGAAGACUAUAUCCAUCGAUCCGGACGCACAGGGAGAGCCGGCAAUUCUGGAGUUGCUGUAAUGCUUUAUGACCCUAGAAAGUCAAACAUAUCAAAGAUCGAAAGAGAAUCUGGGGUGAAAUUUGAGCAUGUUUCUGCUCCUCAGCCAAUUGACGUUGCCAAAGCUGCAGGUCUUAGUGCAGCAGAAAUGAUUACUAAUGUCUCUGAUAGCGUAAUUCCUGCAUUCAAGAGUGUUGCUCAGGAGCUUCUAAACACCUCAGGCCUAUCUGCAGUAGAUCUACUGUCAAAGGCUCUUGCUAAGGCUGCUGGCUACACCGAUGUAAAGAAGAGGUCACUUCUGAGUUCUAUGGAGAACCAUGUCACCGUACUGCUUGAAGCUGGAAAGCCCAUUUACACAGCAUCUUUUGCUUAUUCGGCCUUGAGGAGGUUCUUGCCGGAGGAGAAGGUCGAGUCAGUGAAGGGUAUGGCGCUAACAACUGAUGGAAAGGGUGCAGUGUUUGAUGUAGCUGCUGAAGAUUUGGAUAUGUUUCUUACUGGUUCGCAAAAUGCAGCUGGUAUCAGCAUACAGGUCUUGGACUCUUUGCCGAGUUUACAAGAAAAAGAAGCAAGGGGAGGAAGAUUUGGCGGUGGUGGCCGUGGUGGUAGUAGGUUUGGUGGAAGAGGAGGUGGCAGGGGUUUCUCUAAUGGAAGAAAUGAUAGGUUUGGUGGCGGCGGUGGCAGAGGCCGCGGCAACUACAACAGAUGGUGAAACCCAUUGUUAGUCAGCAAGUCAUCAAGUAACCUGUCCUGAGCAAACUACUAAUAAACGUUGCACUGACAAUUGCUUGAAGUGGCCGAGUGACUAAACUAGUUAUUCCAAGUGGAGGCAAGAGCACAUCCGACGAUGAAGAAAAAUAUUCAGUAGAGGGCCUUGAUUGGCUCAUCAUAGGUCUAUUUUUUGCUUGAUGCAUAUUCUGUCCACCCUAGUAUCUAUUUCAUUGUUACAAGUUUUUUGCUCUUGUUUAUUAGGGUUUGUUCUUUUUCCUUUUACUUUAGCAAGACUGGGAUUUUCCUGCUUCCCACAUUCUUAUAUGUAAGAUCACUGUUUGUUUACUGCAUUAAAAACAGAAUGCUAUUUAUAUUUUUUGA
Messenger RNA from Rosa rugosa (rugosa rose), 2496 nucleotides. Its product is annotated as DEAD-box ATP-dependent RNA helicase 7. Lineage: Eukaryota; Viridiplantae; Streptophyta; Magnoliopsida; Rosales; Rosaceae. Bases 41 to 2116 code for a protein of 691 amino acids. The transcript is spliced from 14 exons. Gene Ontology annotation, molecular function: ATP binding; RNA binding; helicase activity. The record is from RefSeq and is a predicted model, not a curated record.